Messenger RNA from Anisakis simplex (herring worm), 324 nucleotides. NCBI's taxonomy places the organism in Eukaryota, Metazoa, Nematoda, Chromadorea, Rhabditida, Anisakidae. The record is from the annotation of a GenBank genome assembly.
AAUUUGGGAAAGGAAAAGGGAUUAAUUGUGCUCGAGAUAACGGCGAAUAUGAAUGCGUAUAUUCUGAAACAGCGCAUCCCAACCGAAGGAAUCACCGUGAAAAAGUCUGAAGGAAAAGCGAUUCUCUACCUGUGUAGUGUUGACGGUACAAAACAGGUGACAAUGAAUCUGUUGUCGAAUGAUGAGCUACAACGUUGGUUGGAAUCGUUUGCGAUGUGUCCAAAACUAGUGAUCGACGAUUCGUGUUCGGGCGCCAUAUCACCCGCUCAACCGCAACGAAUUGAAGUGGGCAGUGUACGAAGUGUGGUAAGUGAACGCAAUUAA